CGCCUCCUCCUGGGGCUAUAAACGUGCGGCCGGAGAGCCCAGCGAGUCGGGGAUCGCUUCGAGCCGUCGCGGAGUGGCCCUGCAGCCAUCGUCCCUGGUCGAAGAAGAUGCUGCCCAUCAGGAAGACCGCGAAACAGGGCAAAAGGGGUAUUCUAGAACGCUUGGAUGCUGGAGAAAUUGUGAUCGGAGAUGGGGGAUUUGUCUUUGCUCUUGAAAAGAGGGGAUAUGUAAAAGCUGGGCCUUGGACUCCUGAAGCAACUGUAGAACAUCCAGAAGCAGUUCGUCAGCUUCACCGAGAAUUCCUCAGAGCUGGAUCCAAUGUUCUGCAGACCUUCACCUUUUAUGCCAGUGAGGACAAACUAGAGAACAGGGGCAAUUAUGUAGCUGAGAAAAUAAGUUGCCGCAAAGUGAAUGAAGCUGCUUGUGACAUUGCAAGAGAAGUGGCUAAUGAAGGUGAUGCUUUAGUGGCUGGAGGAGUCAGUCAAACACCAUCUUACUUAAGCUGCAAGGAUAAAACAGAGGUUAAAGCAGCCUUUCAAAAGCAACUGGAAGUCUUUAUGAAGAAGAAUGUGGACUUCUUAAUUGCCGAGUAUUUUGAACAUGUUGAAGAGGCUGUCUGGGCAGUUGAAGUUCUAAAAGAAUCUGGAAAGCCAGUUGCAGCUACGAUGUGCAUUGGUCCAGAAGGAGACAUGCAUGGAGUGUCCCCUGGACAAUGUGCUGUCCAGCUGGUAAAGGCUGGUGCUUCUAUAGUUGGAGUCAACUGCCAUUUUGAUCCAGAAACUUCCAUCGAAACUGUGAGGCUGAUGAAAGAGGGCUUGCAGGCUGCUAAACUGAAAGCCCACCUGAUGUGCCAGCCACUUGCUUUCCAUACUCCUGAUUGUGGAAAGCAGGGAUUUAUUGAUCUUCCGGAAUUUCCCUUUGGUCUGGAGCCAAGAAUUGCCACUCGAUGGGACAUUCAAAAAUAUGCAAGAAAGGCCUAUGACUUAGGAAUUCGUUUCAUUGGAGGCUGCUGUGGAUUUGAGCCAUAUCAUAUCCGAGCAAUAGCUGAGGAGUUGGCUCCUGAAAGAGGAUUUUUGCCAGAAGCUUCUGAGAAACAUGGUAGCUGGGGUGAUAACCUGAGCAUGCAUACCAAACCCUGGGUCAGAGCAAGGGCAAGAAAAGAAUACUGGGAGAAUCUGAAGCCUGCUUCUGGCAGGCCAUAUUGUCCUUGCAUGUCAAAGCCAGAUGGCUGGGGAGUGACCAGAGGAGCCAAGGAGCUGAUGCAACAGAAAGAAGCAACAACUGAACAACAGCUGAAGGAGCUUUUCCAGAAGAAGUUCUAAUCCACUGCAGUUAUAUAAAUCUUAAAAUGAUUUACCUACAGACCAUCUCAUGCUUCAGAAGAAAAUUUGUGAAGAUGAAUACUGUGUUGAUUUAUUAGUUAAAAUGCAAUGAAAGAGAGAAAAUGCAGAAAAAAUGUGAUUACAUAGUAAAUAUGUCUAACAUUGAUAAUAAAAUCCUUCUCUGGACAAAUAGCUUAGAGAAUACACAGUCAAAAGUAAUUUUGGAUUCUGGUAAUAAUUGAGCUUUUGUUAGCUGAGUGCCAUUAAUUAGGUUGACACAGAAAUACCUGUAAAGUAAUAACUGGCUCAACUCACCUGUGAAAAAAGAAAAAGCCAUCUAUAAAUACAGUGUCAAUGGACUUCAA
Messenger RNA from Haemorhous mexicanus (house finch), 1687 nucleotides. Its product is annotated as betaine--homocysteine S-methyltransferase 1. The record is from RefSeq and is a predicted model, not a curated record. Gene Ontology annotation, molecular function: zinc ion binding; betaine-homocysteine S-methyltransferase activity. The transcript is spliced from 8 exons. Bases 108 to 1322 code for a protein of 404 amino acids. Lineage: Eukaryota; Metazoa; Chordata; Aves; Passeriformes; Fringillidae.